ACAAUUCAGUGAAAGCGUAUUCGCUUCCGAGCAUACUGUUCGUAAGCUGCGCGCGUGUGUUUCGAUAGAAAAGAAGUCGCAAAAAAAGAAGACAUUGCAGCAGUAGCCUUUAUGAUAGGCAUUAAAUCGUGGCGUCACCUGGCAACACCUCUUGAUGGUCCGCUGUUUUCGUCGAGCACCAGCAGGUCCGAUAGAAACGUCAAACUCGUUACACAGUCACGCGCACUUCGUUACGCGUUCCUGGUAGUGGCGAUCAAGUAUACGGUUAUCGGGCACUUUGCGUGGCGUUAUUGGGACAAGAAGAGAAAAAGAAAAACUCAAGAUCCGAGAUCGUUCGCGAAAAACUGAUCCGACAGAAUGGACACGGGUAUCUCAUAGCACAAUGCCAAUCGUGUCGCGCGAACCUGUACGGGUAAGACAAAGAGACAAACAGCGGUAGGCAGCGGAAAAAAACUGCGAAACACUCCACGCAACACAGUGGGUACGCGAGAGGAGAAUAAGAGAAAGCAAGUACACUAGUUUUCGUCGAGGAUGAGAGCAACAAUUUCAUGUACGUGAAAACUCAAAAAAUGGUUGGGGUAUAAAUUGUACUAUAGAAUAAAAAGUAUGUAUGGUGCAGUACGUGAACAAGUUUCUGAAAGUUGGUUACACACGUAUGACUUAAGCAGUACAAUGAUCCCUAAUGUUAGUUCACCGAUAAACGAUGAAGAGCAUUUUUGCAAAUUCAUCUUAUACAAAGAAAUUAAAGACUCAAGAGUACGAAUAUGGGAUAUUAUCAUAUUGAUACCAAACCUUUUGUUUCUUUUAUUCAUUGCUAUAAGAUUUAACAGGGCACGGCUUAAAUUACGAGCAACGAGUAGUCCAAUAUAUUUAGCAUUUUAUGGACUUGUCAUUUCUAAUGUAGUAAUUUCAGUAAUACGAUGUGUUGUUUCGAUGAGUGUAAAUACAGCAGCUACUGUUGGUGGUAAAGCAGACAAAGUAAUGUGGGUAACAGUAAGAUUUUUCUUGUUAUCCACAGAAAUGAGCGUGGAUUUUGGUUUGGCUUUUGGACACAUGGAUAGUCGUUCAAGUAUUCGUAGAGUUCUAAUUGCCACAUCAUUCAUAGCACUGGCGUUUACGGUAACACAAGGAACUUUGGAACUAGUUUUACCAGAUGAUACAUUCCAUAUACCCAGUAGAGAUUUUUAUGUGUUUGGUCAUGGUGGUAUGAUGUUUUGGUUUUGCAAUAGUAUUGUUUUCACAAUGAUAUAUCUUUUUAUAUUAAUACUGCCAUGGACGCGAUUAAGAGAUCGAUUAACUCUUCCAACAAAGAAAAGUUUUUACAUUUAUGCUGGUACUUUAGCCAUGCUAGACUUAGUACAAUCAAUUGGUGCAGGCUUUUUAAAUUAUACACAAAAUCCUAUAGGACUAUGUAUUGUGGAUUUUACUGCGGCUGUCUAUUUAACACUUUUUACACCUUUGGUUUAUCACACAUUCCUGUCAGAAGUUUUCGGGGUUUCGCAGCCGUCGAUAAUGUUCUCAUACAAGGCGCAAGUAGAUGAUGCAAUGGAUGAAGAUACAGUAUCAUUACCACAUCAACAGAGUUUCUCCUCGUUAAAAACAGACAGCGAUUAUAUUUAUCAGAAUCACAGUGUUUAUGACUCAACCCAAUUCGACACAAAUUCCACACCAGUGAAUCCACUCUACGCAGCAUCUCUACAAAGUCCAGAUAGCAUUACUGGUUAUAGUAUAGAUAGUCAAGAAGGUCAAACACAAGCAAACGGUUACCAACAAUGAACACGAUGGUCGUGUUGGACACGAUUCGAUUCGUAUAAAGAAAUAUAAACAAAUUUGGAUGUAACGAUUGUCCAACAAUCAGGUUUCAUUUUGAAAAAGAGGUUCGUGAGACCCGUUAAAAACGUGUUCCAACAUCGUUCAAUCGCUCCCCGGGGAGCGGUGACGUUAUUCGAACAGACUGGAAUCAUAACAAGGUCGCAGCCCUGUACGAUUCCGUGAAAAGAAUCUGGUCGUUUUUUUUUUUAAAUUGUUAGGGCAACAACAUCGAAUAAGUAUUUUAGUUUCCUUGUGAUAGACAGCAUCGAUAGCACUUGAGAUCAUAAGUUAUUUAAGACCAAUAGAAGAUCUGAAAAUAUUUAAUUUUUCUUUACUUAACACGAAACGAUUUUAUACCUUGAGGAAAAGCAAUGUUGUCGCGUGUCUUGUAAUUAACUGUUUAGGCAAUGUUUUCUUAGCGAAAGCGGUGUAGAUGAGAUUUAAAAUGAUAUCACGGCAUCAAUACCUAAUUGCAUUGAUCAGCGAGCUGCUAAGGUUAUCCUAUAUUUACAACAGAUUUCAUCGGUUGAAUUGACUUUGGAAACUUGCUUAUCGUUUCUCCGUCCUCUCCACCAAAGAGACCUUCGAUCGCAGGUCUUUCUCAUGCAAGAUUGAGCACGAUUCGCGCCGAAUCCUUCGCUAUUUUCCUACUUUUGCAUUAAGAAAUCGCUAGAACGACGCAAGGACAAUAGGAGUCGUUGAGAUAAGCGCGCCACGAGGAUUGAAAAAAUAAUUAGAGUUAAGGAGAAAUCUUCGAUGCUCCGGUAACUAUUACGAAGACUCCAUCCAUCGUACAUGUAUAUACACCCUGUACUCUAGUGUAAAGGAUCGUGUUAUUUAUAUACUAAUAUAUACAUUAUAUUUAUCGAUAUUAUAUGUUCGUACUUGUACCGUACUAGUUUUGGCAGAGUUUUAAAUGGGCGGGUAUCCUCGCCACAGAAAUUCGUCUGCCUUUUUCAAUUUGAUACGUAACGAAUCUCAAAAAAAAAAAAAAGCGGCGCUAACAGAAACGAUUACGUCAACAAUCAACACCCUGAGAUGUCCGAAACGAAUGUAUCGCGAAGUCGGCCCUUCGAAGCGUUCCAAUUCCUUUUAAUCUUUCUUAUCCUAAGCCUGAUUUUUGUACGAUUUAUAUAUUUUUAGUAAGGGACCGAGACUUGGAGUAAAAUUCUCAUUGGAACGCGUGCUUCGAAGGAACGUACUUUAACCGUUGCGUGCGACAUAGGUUUCUCUCAGGAUAUCAUUGACAAUGAGAGCGAGGAGUAAUCAGUAGCAAUACAAGUAACAUACAUAUUUUAUAGCGUCCGAUUCACUCGGACAUUAUAAAUACGAAUGGAUUCGUUAGGUCAGCAACACGCAACGAGUUCCCUCUGUCAAUUGCAGUUGGUUUAAUCACUUUGAAACAUUUGUUCUCGUACUUUGCAGGUCGACUGUCUGUAACCGUUUGACAAUGUGAUGUUUUUUGUAAUUGUCAGAUUGGGAUAAGCAAAAUGGCAAUACUUUGAAUGCGUGACACGGUUAUAUAUUUAAUGAGAAUAAAAUUACAUUUUA
Messenger RNA from Colletes gigas, 3363 nucleotides. RefSeq names its product transmembrane protein adipocyte-associated 1 homolog. Gene Ontology annotation, molecular function: G protein-coupled receptor activity. Gene Ontology annotation, biological process: G protein-coupled receptor signaling pathway. The record is from RefSeq and is a predicted model, not a curated record. NCBI's taxonomy places the organism in Eukaryota, Metazoa, Arthropoda, Insecta, Hymenoptera, Colletidae. Gene Ontology annotation, cellular component: plasma membrane.